GUGUUGUUGCGUGUGCCCAGCUCCAGUCAGUGCUGCAGUGGAUUAGUCAGCUGUAUUUAUUUUAAGGUAGUGCAGAGAGAGUGCAGGAGCUUCGAUCAGUGUGCAAGUGUCAGAUCUUCAAAAUGCAGCGCAUCUACAUGCACAGCAAUGAACACUUUGAAGUCAUCACCACUGUCCUUGCUCCUCAAGGGAGGUAUCGAUACAGACCAGAAGCUGAAAAGAUGGUAGUGGUGCACAGCUACAGACCCAACUGGCCAGAUGAGCUGGAGCUGUCUCUGGGUGAUGUUAUCCUGGUGCUGCCCAGACAUGAGGAGGAGAGGUGGUUUGGGCGGCUGCUGGACGGCCAGCAGGGCUACUUCCCCGCCUCCUGUGUGAUGGAGCUGAGCCAGGUAAAUCUCCCUCCCAAAGCCCUACGGAGGACUUUAUCUGUGAGAAGCUCAGCCUGGGACAAUGAUUCACGUGUACGCGGUAGACAUGGAAAUGGACACAUUCGGCAGGCACUCAGGAGGGGGAGUAGAGGAGGUGGAGGAGGAGGAGUGGUGCUGGAUGAGGGCCAAGGUGAGAGCGAGGGCCCCUUCCUGGUACAGAGGCCCCAGAUCCCUCAGCCUCAGCCCGUGGCCUCCCAACCUCAGACACACAGAUCCCCAGGCCUGCUCCACAGGAUCUUGUCCAAGUGCCGGAAAAAGAGUGAAUGCCAGGGAGCCACCAACGGGGCCUUCGAGGGCGACUAAGAGGCCCUCCUCUUUGUCCUGGAUGGCUGAGCUGAGUUCACUUUGGUGGGGCUGCAUCGGGGAGUAUGUGGGUGAAUGGAGGAACUUCUGAAAUGUGAAAAGACAGGUCUUGAAUAUCCUGAUGUGGGCUGGUACUCAUUUCCAUACCAGGUACUCUUCACUUGGCUGCAUUUCUAGAAGCAAGAGGUUGGAUUGUGAGUGCACAAACCUAAAUCGGUGAUGUCACAGAAGAUGUUUUGCUCAUUACAUCUGAUGGACUAAUGCCUGAUGUGACAUCACUAAUGGGGGCAUGUCCACAAGUGCAACAUGUACAGAGAGCUGAGCAGCAGCUGUUUUCUGCUCUAUUUUUUAGCAUGGCAAGAUCCGAUGCCAGGCUUGCGCUUUGAAUAUAUAAUAAAUAUAUAAUUACAAUCAUGCGCUCAUAUGUGUAAAGUAACAUAGUAGUUAGUGGCAACCAAUGAAGCAAUAAAAUGCUUAAAUGAU
Perca fluviatilis (European perch) is the source of this 1214-nucleotide messenger RNA. RefSeq lists its product as uncharacterized. Gene Ontology annotation, molecular function: protein binding. The record is from RefSeq and is a predicted model, not a curated record. Lineage: Eukaryota; Metazoa; Chordata; Actinopteri; Perciformes; Percidae. The transcript has 5 exons. The coding region runs from base 123 to 731 and encodes 202 amino acids.